ACAAUACUGUAUGCGAGGAAAUCCCUCUUUGAGGAGAAAUUUGGAUACGCAUGGGCAGAGAGUUGUUGGAAAUACUUCCAGUGCUUUCUCCAAAGAAGUCUCCCUCGAUGGGACUGAAAAUGAUGUUCCAUCUGACACGGAUGGUCAAUUGAGUUGGGGCGACAAAAGUGACUACACAACGAAAUUCUUUUCCUUCUUGUUGUUGCUGGUGAAAAGCCCUGCGAGGACCAUUUAGUGAAGUGCAGUGCAGUUAUCCUAAUAUUUCUUCCUUUUUCUCACACACUUUCACUUCUUUUCAAACUUUCUUCCAAUCCGAAUUUUCCUCAUCUUACUUGUCAUUCUGAUGAAAUUUCCCCGAUGAUUUUCUUAUCUAUCGGUAUCUUUUAUCAGUAAAGUUUUGUGUGAUUCCUUUUGUGAGCUUCCAUCACGCAUUUUUUGUGUGUGCAAAAAAAAGUUGAAUAUCCUUAAAGAAGACGAGACGAGGGUUUAGUUUUGGGUUUUGUGUAGAGUUAUCACUUGGUGGCUGUGAUUUGAGAGCAAGGAGGUGGGCAAACGUAUCAAAAAAAAGAGAAAAGUAGAAUGGCCUUAAAUGCAAGUCCGGCACUUGGGGGUGCUCCAGCGGAUCGGAGUGGAAUCGAAAUGGUGCCUUUGAAGAAACAAAAUAGCCAAUCUUCCAUGUCAUCGAAACAGUCGAAGCGUCCGGCACAGAAAAAAUUGCAAUUUUCCACCCCAGAAUGCAGUGUCACGCCGAUUUCCGCCAUUCCCGGGAAUAGGGUCAUGCUGCCAGGGCGUAAAAGAGAGGAAGCGAUUGUGAUGGCUAAUCUGCGGAAGAGAGUGGCUGCUUGUGACCUGACCCGAAGACGUCUUCCAGGAGUUAGUGGUGUGGAUGAUAUAAAUGCCAAUGAGUCCAAUGGCGGACAAGGAGGGGUCACAGAACCCCUCCUGGACAAUCGUCCACUGCUGCCUCUUCCCAAGGUGUCUUCGAAGCACAGGGACAUGAAUGGUGGUGAGGAGUCCCCAAAGAUGACGGUAAUUCAGGACAAAGACUUCAUCCUCGAUUGUCUGUGCUGGCACAAUGAAUAUCGGGCUCGUCACGCAGCUCCAGCUCUCACAGUUUCCACCGAGUUGUGUGAAUGGGCACAGAAUUGGGCGAAUCAUCUGGCCAGCACGAAUGAAUUCUACUAUCGUUCAGAUAAGAAUUUGGGCCAGAAUCUCUUCUGCUGCCCAAUCAGUGCACUCGUAACUGAUCUCACGGGACAGGAGGUAGCCUCUUACUGGUACAGCACUGUCCGGCGCUACAAUUAUUUCAAGGAACCUCGUCUUCUGCACACCAACGUUAAUGCUGGUCAUUUCACGCAAAUGGUCUGGCGAAGCAGUCGAUACUUUGGUGUGGGCAAAGCAACUUCCAAGACAGGUAAGAUCUUCGUGGUGGCCUACUACUUUCCGCCUGGAAACCUAGUUGGUGCCUUCCAACAGAACGUUCUUCCGCCGAUUAUGGAUCAGGACAGCGUCCAAGCACAAUCCAGCGAUGCUGACAACAAUCCAAUCGUAUCGAUUCUCAAAUCGGGAAACUCCAAUUGAGUGCAUUGCAAAAAGAGACAGUGGAUCACGCGGUGGCCUCGAAGAGUUAUAUUUUUGAUAAAGUUUAGGAUCAGGCGACUCUCAAGGCUGUUAUAGGAGAAGUGUGGACAAGGGUGAGUGAGUAGAUAUUGACGAAAAGUGCAAAAUUAACAUAUUUGUUAUUAAAAAAAAUGACAAAAAAUUUUAGUGUGAAAAAAGUGUUAGUAGUGAAAAACUAGUGACAGGGAAUUGAAAGUGUAAAAUAAAUUAGUCUCCAUUGAUUAAGCUGAAAAUUAAAAAGAAGAUAGAGAGCGGAAAUGGAAUUUUAUUACCCAUCAAUCCAAUCUGCACAAAUUAAUUGACUUUGAUGUCGUGUAAAAUUAGAUGAGAAAACGUUUUGUAGGCGGAGGAUUUUGUAGGAUGAUGAGACGAGAAAUAAAAUGAGACUAAAUAAACAUUAUAUACAUUCCAAGUGUAUUUUGUACACGGAAAUUAGAAAAAAAAUUACAUAAAAUUUUUCAAUGGAUUUCUGAGAAGAAAUAAUUACAAUUUGGUAUUUUUUUCUCGAUUUGAAAAAAAAAGACUUUAAACUGGUUUCUUUUUUUGUCAAAAAUUUUAAAAUCAGAGAUUAGGAAAUAAAACAUAGGAAAAAGAGUAAAUGAAAACAAAAAUCUUGCAAGCUAAACUCAAUGGAGGGCUUCAAAAUGCUAUUUAGAAGUAUUAUCAAAAAAAAAUUAUUAAAAUAUAUCAAAAAUAACUAUAUAAAUUCCCUUAUAAACGUAUAAAUGCAAAUUUUGAGUCUGUUUAGGAGUUAAAAUAUAAACUGAAUAAUACGAUUUAAAUCCGAAAACAUGGUAUUAUACUUUGAAGAAAAAAAAGGUAUAAAAAGGAGGAUUAAUAAAUCGUAUACUUCCGCCUUGUCGUCCAUUUUAUGGUAGAUGCACAAAAUAGCAUUUAAAGCAUUUAAAGAGUAUACUUUAGGGUACUCCUAAGAGAGUAUUUUAGUUAGCGUUAAACCAAAAAUAUAAUAAUGCGAUAGAUAUUGUUUACGAUUAAUUAAAUUGAUUAACGCAGAAUCAGUUCUUCCAUGUUGAGAAUCAAAGAGUCUGCAACAGAAUAAAGAAGAGAAUAGAAAAAAAAUGAAGCUGCUUUCAAUGUCUGACAUUUCCGCAAAAAUACCAAACACUCAAAUAUUUAAAAAAGAAAGUCCCUGUGAUGCUUUCGAAAACCCUUUGCAAAAAAAAAAUGCAAUGCCCUCAAAACCUGCCUUAAAAAUUUUAUGUGGCAAUCUUAACUUAAUUCUAGAAUCUCUAUAAAAGCUAAAAAAAAAAAUAAAUAAAUCAGGAGAAGAAAAACAACAAUAUUGUGCAGAGAAUGGCUUACAAAGAAAACAAAAAAUAUAUAAAACUAAAAGAACAGAGAUAUUUACAUUAUAAAAAAAUUAUCAUAGUGUUACUGUAGCAACAAAAAAGUAAAAUCAAAUACAAUGGUGAAAUGUUU
Phlebotomus papatasi is the source of this 3060-nucleotide messenger RNA. RefSeq lists its product as uncharacterized. The transcript is spliced from 5 exons. NCBI's taxonomy places the organism in Eukaryota, Metazoa, Arthropoda, Insecta, Diptera, Psychodidae. Gene Ontology annotation, cellular component: extracellular region. The coding region runs from base 580 to 1581 and encodes 333 amino acids. The record is from RefSeq and is a predicted model, not a curated record.